Molecule: messenger RNA, 2835 nt
Organism: Doryrhamphus excisus (bluestripe pipefish)
Lineage: Eukaryota; Metazoa; Chordata; Actinopteri; Syngnathiformes; Syngnathidae
Gene: fbxo42
Product: F-box protein 42
Cellular component (GO): SCF ubiquitin ligase complex
Molecular function (GO): ubiquitin-like ligase-substrate adaptor activity; protein binding
Source: RefSeq, a predicted model, not a curated record
CCCACUGACUACCUAAACACCCACCCACACCCGCCUGGCUGCCGCGUCUGCCGCUUGAGGAGUCGUCGCUGUGCUGCGGAGGGACGCGCAUUUGCAGAGCGCAAGAUGGCGACUGCUCGGCGGCUGCUGAGAACCCACCGGAGCUGAUAACCGUGGACGAGCGGACCUUGAACACGCAGCCACGGGGGAGCAACGUCUUAAACGGCGGAUCUGUCGACGCUCCGACGAUAACAAUAAUGUCCCAUACAACUGACCAUGAUGAUGGAUGUUUUGUUGCCAUGGAUACAGAAGACAAUGCCACCGAUCCUGCUGGAAUAACAGAAGCGGCCGAGGCAAAGAUGGGGUCCUACGGAGGAGAAUUGAACAUGGACACUUGUGCCAAAGCUGGAGGGAGAACCAUGGCGGAGCUCCCAGAGGAAGUUCUGGAGUACAUUCUGUCAUUUCUGUCACCUUACCAGGAGCACAAGACGGCUGCGCUGGUGUGCAAGCAGUGGUAUCGCCUCAUUAAAGGUGUUGCCUAUCAGUGCUACCAUGGCUUCUUGAGGGCCGUCCAGGAGGGAAACAUCCAAUGGGAAAGUCGGACGUACCCGUAUCCCGGAACUCCCAUCACUCAGCGCUUUUCACACAGUGCUUGUUAUUACGAUUCCAACCAGUCCAUGUACGUGUUUGGGGGUUGCACCCAGAGUAGCUGCAAUGCUGCCUUCAACGAUUUAUGGAGACUAGACCUGAACAGCAAAGAGUGGAUCCGCCCUCUAGCCUCAGGCUCUUAUCCAUCCCCUAAAGCUGGAGCAACCCUAGUGAUGCACAAAGAUCUGCUAGUCCUGUUUGGGGGCUGGACCCGCCCCAGUCCGUACCCGCUGCACCAACCGGAACGAUUUUUCGACGAAAUCCACACCUACUCUCCGUCAAAGAACUGCUGUCCUAGGUGGAACUGCAUAGUAACCACGCACGGGCCGCCGCCCAUGGCAGGCCACUCCUCAUCGGUCAUUGGAAACGUCAUGGUGGUCUUCGGGGGCUCGUUGGGAGCACGGCAAAUGAGUAAUGAGGUCUGGGUUCUGGAUCUGGAACAGUGGUCCUGGUCUAAACCAGCCAUAUCUGGCCCCUCCCCACACCCACGAGGUGGCCAGUCACAGAUUGUGAUUGAUGAUCAGACGUUACUCAUCUUGGGAGGGUGUGGAGGCCCAAAUGCUCUCCUCAAAGAUGCCUGGCUGCUUCACAUGGACGCGCCCACCUGGAGGUGGCAGCAGCUGCAGGUGGAAAAUGAGGACCACGGCGCACCGGAGCUGUGGUGCCACCCAGCUUGUCGGGUGGGCCAGUGCGUGGUGGUCUUUUCCCAGGCGCCAUCCGGCCGCGCGCCACUCAGCCCAAGUCUUAACUCCAGGCCCUCGCCCAUAAGUGCCAUACCCGCCCCUCUGGGCCCGGAACCGCCUUCCUUGCGCUCCCAGUCUCCCGUUCGCAGUGGGGCGGCCGGCGUCGUUCUGGGAGCCGUCGAAGAGGCUCCGUGCGUUAACGGUCGAUGGGGCACUCUGAGACCCCGACCUUCGGCCAGAGUCGGUGCCAGAGACGGGAGCCCAGCCUUCUCCCCGCAGCCGUCUCCCUCACAAUGCCCCGAUAGCCCCCCUCUGGCUCUGCAUCCGCCCUUACUGAAUGGCUCCUCCCCUUCGCCGCGGACCAGUCCGGCGCAGACUGCAUCUCCACCCCUUCGCCCCCAUCCGCCUGCUUCUACAGACUACGGCUGGGAGUCCACCCCGUCAGCCGCUCACCACCCUGAAGUGCCCAGCACUAACGGCCUGCACACACCCCCCGCGGGAUCUCCGCGCACUCCCCCGGGGGCGGUGUCCCCCGCUGCCUUACGACGAGGCCUGGAGGCGGUCAAAAACACAUCUUCAUCCUUACCGUCUUCAUUAUCGUCGCCUUCCCUUCAAACACAGGGCACGUCUCCCGGAGCAGGAGCGGGCCCCCCCGGGAACCCGUCAUCGUCGUCGUCCUCCUCCAGUCCGCCGCAGGCCGCGGGCGCCGACGGACACGCCAUCCCCCCAAUUGCGCGGCGCCUCGGCCACCAUCCUCCCCAGAGUCUGAACGUGGGUAAACCUCUUUAUCAGUCACUCAACUGCAAGCCCAUGCAGAUGUACGUCUUAGAUGUGUCCCGCGCCAAAACCGCCGGCACCGUGUCUUGGAGGGUUUACGGCAACGGGACUCCGGCUGCGGUUCCGGGGCCGCCGGAGACCAGCCUCCACACCGUGGUGCAGGGCCGCGGGGAGCUCAUUAUAUUUGGCGGUCUUAUGGACAAAAAACAGAACGUGAAGUACUACCCGAAAACAAACGCCUUGUACUUUGUCCGUGCGAAAAGGUAAUGGCGCCGGGUUGGUAUCGCAAGGUGCUCGGCCCCGUGACCAAACAAGGGAAUUGACACACAAGGCCUUUUUCUCGCAGGAAGGAUCUUUAUUAGAUGUUCCGCUUCGUAACCUCCCUCCCCCCCCACCACAUAUGGCAAAAUAAACCUUUUAGCCACAUUUUGAUAUUAAAAACAAACAAGCGAGGAGAUGAUUUUUAACUCAUCCAACAGGACAUGAUUGACUGGCUCCUGAUUGGCCGACGAACAAAACAAACAUUUCUGCUGAUUCUGUCAUCCUCAUACGGACUCGUGACAAUGGAUGCUGUCGACAGAAGCAGACGACAACUACCUUGCUUUUGGUAUCACUCUUAAAGCCUGCAAUGUUUACAUCAAAAACUGUGUGUGCGUGUGCGCGCGUGCGUGUGUGUAUGCGUGUUUAUGCACAGUGGUGGUUAAAAGUUGUGAGAGAUGUGGCACUAUACUAUAAACAUAGUAAAACA